Adineta steineri is the source of this 922-nucleotide messenger RNA. The record is from the annotation of a GenBank genome assembly. Lineage: Eukaryota; Metazoa; Rotifera; Eurotatoria; Adinetida; Adinetidae.
AUGGAUAAAACACCAUUUUUAAGUACUAUGCUUGCAUUGUACAAAGAUAAAUUAAAUGAUUAUCACAAUCAGAUAAUAAUAGUAAGUCAUUGGAUAAUGAUUAAAGCUGGCUUCGGUAAUGUGGAACAGGGAAAGGUGGACGAGUUUAUUCAUUUUGAUGAACGUGAUGAAAAAGGAGUAUGGAUUAAUCAUAUGGUAGAUACGAAAAAAGUAUCAGCAAAUUACUUGAUGGAAAAAUAUAUAUUUGCCGUUGAAUUUUCAGUAAGUACCAACAAGAUAAUUAUUAUCAUUAAUCCUAUGACGAUGGUUCCUGCAGCAGGAUUCCAUCAAUUUCCGACGAAAUCCCUGCGAAAACUCGCUAUUUUCGGGCUGGACCCGCCCGGAAUCCGAUGGAGAAGUGAGGUAACCGUAUUCAGCUGCCGGUUCCGACCCAAAUCAGAUAAAUCCGGUCUAUGGGUUUUACAUUAUUUUCACAAAAGGAUCUUCUAUUAUGGGGGGAAGGGUUCUUUUAUUAUAGAGUGGGGUUUAAUUUGUGUACAUCUUUUUCUUCUAGAUUAGAAAAUGAAUAAGUAUCCCUUUUUGAAUAGUAUGAUGUCAUUAUACGAAUGUAGUAUCAAAAGCUACCAAGAUGAAAUAGUUAUCAUAAUCCACUGGAUGUUGAUUAGAGCCGGUUAUGGAUAUAUAGAAAAUGGAAAGGUAAGACUUAUAUUGUUUAAUUUCAUCACUUAUGUAAGCAUUUCUAAAGGUCGACGAAUCAAUUCAUUUUGAUGAACGUGAUGAAAAAUUCGUUCGAUGGGAUUACUGCUUCUAUGAAAUCUCCGGAAUCGGCCGUUUCCGUGCCGGAUUGUUCGACCUGGGAUUGUAUUUUUUUUUUCUUCUUAAGUGAAAUAUAAUUUAAAAUAAAGUAAAAAAUAUAUUUAUA